Corylus avellana is the source of this 1092-nucleotide messenger RNA. Lineage: Eukaryota; Viridiplantae; Streptophyta; Magnoliopsida; Fagales; Betulaceae. The record is from RefSeq and is a predicted model, not a curated record.
UCUAUAUUCUCUGGUAUUGAUUUUCUGGCCUGAGUUUGGAGGGUUGAAGGUAAAGAAUUUUUGCUCAGUUAACUGUUUGUGAGGAGUUCAGCUUGUCAGAGGUUUACUAAUGGCGGCAGACCAACUCGUGGGCUCCGAGAUUCAUGGGUUCCAUACUUUGAAAGAUUUAGAUGUUGGGAAAAUUGUGAACGACGCUGGAGGAAGAUGGCUCAGCGGUCAUGAAAUUCAUGCAAUACUCCAUAAUCACAAGCAUUUCUGCGUCUAUAGCAAUCCAGUUAACUUGCCCAAAAUCUUAUCAGAAAGCCUAGGUGCUCACCUCGAAGCAUUUGCAAUUCAUAUUGGAUAUUCUUCAGGCAUAUGUGGUGCUAUUUUACUUUUUGACCGUAAGAGGCUUAGGAACUUCAGGAAGGAUGGUCAUAACUGGAAGAAGAAAAAAGAUGGGAAGAAUGUCAAUGAAUCCCAUGAAUGCUUAAAAGUUGGUAAUGAAGAAAGGAUCCAUGUAUACUAUGUGCAUGGCCAAGAUAACCCGAACUUUGCUCGCAGGUGUUACUGGCUUCUUGACAAGAACCCAGAACGAGACAUAGUCCUUGUUCAUUAUCGUGAACUAAAGGAGGAAUCUGGCGAUAAGCAUGUAUAUUAUGCUGGCGACAAAGACUUUUUAGAAUCAACAGCGCUUGGUGACAAUUUAACCGUCCAGAAUCAUGAAGGGAGGCGUCAUGAGAUUAAUCCAAUGGAACGGGAUGAGCUCCCACCGACAAAUGAUUCUAACAACUCAACUGCACCUAAAGAAGAUGAAGUUUCAAGCUUCGAUCAAUCAAAUCAAAUUGAGGCCAAUGACUCCUUAUAUGAUAUGAUGUCGCAGAGGAAGAGACGGCGAGAGGAUGUGAAGGCCCAGCCAGAAGGGAGUGGUUCUAAGGAUAAGCGUAGGAGGUUUCCUACUUUCUGGAAGUAAGAGGACUUAUUUAAUACAAGCUCUGACUUUUGUUGUUAGUUUCUGUUGGCUGGAUUUUCCAGCAAGAUACACUCCAAGUGCAGUAGAUUAAACAAGGGAAACACAAGAGAAUAAGAAGAACAACUUGCUGCAGAAAUUCU